Molecule: messenger RNA, 222 nt
Organism: Aspergillus udagawae
Lineage: Eukaryota; Fungi; Ascomycota; Eurotiomycetes; Eurotiales; Aspergillaceae
Exons: 2
Coding region: 1-222 (73 amino acids)
Source: RefSeq, a predicted model, not a curated record
AUGAUAUUCGAAGAGAUUGAAUACGAAGGAGAGUACGUUGACUCCCGUUACCAGGGUAUCGACCAGGACUGCACCCUGGAGGAUGUGACGCUACUUCGUGAAAUUGCGGCUCAAUGGAAAAGGGACCAGUGGCAGGCCAUCAGUGCAAGAUUCAAUGGCAUGACUGGUCGUAAAAUCACCCCUGAACAGGCAAAGUCAGUUCUCGAUAACAACCAAGGGUAA